Messenger RNA from Rotaria sp. Silwood1, 516 nucleotides. The record is from the annotation of a GenBank genome assembly. NCBI's taxonomy places the organism in Eukaryota, Metazoa, Rotifera, Eurotatoria, Philodinida, Philodinidae.
AUGAUAUAUGUGAAAAAAGAAAUUUAUGUCCAGUAUAAUAAAAUAGAAUCAUGUCAUCCUGUUGUUAUGAAAUGUCAUAAUGAUUCUUGUCGUUAUUUACGUUUUACUUCAAAUGAUGAUGAACAUUUGAUUUUUUCACGUUGGUUUUAUGAUUCGAAUCAUCAACGUUGUCGUCGAUAUAAUAAUCGUGUAGAAAAUUUUGUUUAUUUUCAAUUUUUACGCGAUUGUAGACGCUUAUGUCCAAUUAGACAACAGAAACAAAUUGAAAAAAUCAUUACUCUUCAUAUAUCUGAUAAUGUUUAUUAUUAUAAUGAUACUGUUUAUGUUCAUCUAUAUAUUGAUCUUUCUCCAAAAUGGAUUCAAAAACUUGCUGAUUCAAUGAAUAUUAGUACGAUUGUUUACAUGGCACAACAAAAUUAUUUUCAAAAUUAUCGACGUCGUUUUACAAAUUUUGUCGAUCGAACGUAUCAGUUCAUGCUUGAUCAGCAAGAAAAUAUUGCAAAGAAAAAUUAUUAA